This is a messenger RNA of Cuscuta europaea, 1896 nucleotides long. Lineage: Eukaryota; Viridiplantae; Streptophyta; Magnoliopsida; Solanales; Convolvulaceae. The record is from the annotation of a GenBank genome assembly.
CAACAAUUAAGGAGAAUGAGCGGUUAAAUAUAUUAACACAUGCAAGCUCAACAGGUUAUUAGUGACACAGAUGGAUUAUGAUCAGUUCGUCAUUUCUCAAAAGAACGGCAGCGUUUAGUGGAUUGGUUAUGGAAGCCCGGAACAACGUCUCGCCAGUCGCCACCACCGUCCCUGUUUCUUAGAUUCUUCAGCCUUCUUCGGUCCCAAAUCCUCCAUCUUCCAGCCGAAAAAAUGAUGGGCCUUCUCAGAGUCUCUGUGAGAUCAAGUCGUCCGAUCCAUUCUGUCUCUCGUGUAUGAUCUCUCGUUACUUUACUAAUACAAAAUCCUCUUUGUUUGCGUAUAUAGGCUUCGACUAGCCUUCUCUUCUGCUAGUAUAUGUUUUAAAACUAUAUAUAAAUCCUAAUCCAAAACUCAUCUGCCAAUCUGGACUCUGAAUUGCUGCGAAAAUGUCUGACAUCCCCUCUGAACUCCACCACAAAAUACUCCUUCUAUUGCCCGCCGAUUCCCUUUUCCGCUUCAGAAGUGUUUGCAAGGAAUGGCGCCGCCUCAUUGAUGAUCCAUCUUUCGUCAAAGCCCACAUACAAAAUCAAAUCUCCUCAAGCACUCUUCUCAUAAAAAAAGAAGGCUCUGGUUCACCUCCUCUUUAUCUCAUUAACUUUGACUCCCUAGAAUUCACCCAUGACUUGAACGAUGACGGCCACAUGAUUGAAGCAAUUCCCGUGAAACAAUUGGUUCGUCUUGACGUGCCUCGCUUACAAAAUCUUCCGGAGAACUGCUGCAAUGGUUUGAUUCUUCUUUCUAGUUUUGACCUUAACAAGAAUUGGGCUGUUUGGAACCCAUUAACCGGAGACUGCCAUCAGUUGCCCCUGCCCGAUUACCCUACCUAUUGUUUUAUGACUGCUGGUAUAGGGUACGAUCAUGUUUCUGACGACUACAAAGUUGUUAGGUUAGAGACAUAUUCCCCCCGUCAUGACGAAUAUGUUUGCAGAACUCUUCUUUACAGCUUAAAGUUGGGUUCGUGGAAGAGAAUUGAGGAUUGUCCUAUUGAUUUUCUGGGUAUGGUUAAAUAUGUUAAUGGGGUUUGUGUGAAUGGGGAAUUGCAUUGGUGUGCCACUCUAUCUUGUGUUGUCACUUUAGAUCUUGUUACUGAAGAAUACAGAUUUACCCCUCUUCCUCCUGAACCCUUCCCUGAAGAGAGAUUUGAUCUGGAUUUGGAUGCUAUUAGUGGGUCAUUAAUUUUGACUUGCAGUUACUUCACAGGCACCGGGUGUCACUUUGAUGGAUGGGUGUUGCAGGAAUACGGAGUCGAAAGCCCUUGGAAAAAAUUGUUCUCAUUUCAUCUUAACUGUUCCAAGCAACCCAGACUUGUGGCUUACAUGAAGAACAAAAAGAAGGUCAUUCUGCAGCGUGACGAUGGUUUUUUUUGGGUUGAUAUUGAGAGCAAUUCAGUGAAACAGGUAACAGUUGAUGGACUCGUGGGCAUUUCUUCUCAAGUUUUUCCUGGAAGCCUCUACCGCCUCGACGACCGUGGCAGUACCAGUAAUUCCGUCUCAACUUCAACAGGUGUGAAGAGGAAGAGAAAACAGACCAAAAAGAGGACUAUUACAAGGCUGAGGAUCCAUAUAAGAAAUGAAAGUUACCAGAGUCCAGAACCCAGAAUCCUGUUAUGAUUCUUCACUCGGUUCGUAUGAGGCUGAUGAGUAUUAAGUAGUCCUCCUACCAUUUUGGUAGGAACCUAUGUAUGAUGCAAACGAGUCUGCUUUGGUUAACUUUGAAAAUUUUCAGCCUUAAAAUGAAUGUGUUUUUGGAAUAUUUUCUAUUCAUUGUUUAUUGCUCUUUUAGUUUUAGUUCAUGCAUGCUGCAGCUUGCAAUAUCAAUUACUCCCGUGUCAUUUGG